This is a messenger RNA of Neurospora tetrasperma FGSC 2508, 1137 nucleotides long. RefSeq lists its product as uncharacterized. Gene Ontology annotation, molecular function: nucleic acid binding. The coding region runs from base 1 to 1137 and encodes 378 amino acids. The transcript has a single exon. NCBI's taxonomy places the organism in Eukaryota, Fungi, Ascomycota, Sordariomycetes, Sordariales, Sordariaceae. The record is from RefSeq and is a predicted model, not a curated record.
AUGUCGAAUCAACGCAAUAAAUCACAUUCUCUGCUAGACGCAAAGUCAGUUUGUUCGGAUGAUCAAAAGUCCGUUCAGGGGGCUCGCAACCGUUCAACAUCCUCGAACGCUCGUACCAAUGCAUAUGUCAUCCCGGCCCAGCGUCGGGCAAUGACGCCCAGCGACACACCCUCAGUGUCUGCGGCACUCGCCAUCCUGGACUGGCGCCGCAAGGCCCAGACGCCUACCUCGAACACAAGGUCUGCCACUGAACCGGUCCUAGUCACAAGGUCAACGUCGACUUCUUUCCGCCCAAUGGAUUCAGUGCAGGGUCUGGAGCCUACCUUCACAGCGGAGGAAAAGGUUCGCGCCGGUUUCUCUUGGCGCUAUAAGGGCGACAUCAGAAACCCUAAGAAUUCUUCAUUGGGAAUUGCGCCGGACGACAAUUGCGCCCUGUUUUUGACCAAUCUCCCAGCCGGAACAACCCCCAAGAUCCUUUUGGAUGCGCUGGGCAUUCACGCCCCUUUCGGACGCGUUUAUGCGACAUCCAUUGCUCCCCCUACCGACGGUCGCUACAAAAGUGCUUGCGCGAAGAUUACCAUGUUUUUUCGCGAAGAGGCUGUUCGCGUCUUCCAGUUCAUCGCGGGAGGCAACCUGGGGAUUGCAGGAAGAACCAUCGCUGUGGUCUGGAAUAGCAACAGAUUGGCGCCGCAGACGGACCUGCCCCAUAGCGCCUCCCGCGUGCUAGAGAUCCUCGGUCCAAUUGAGGUUGUGGAUAUCCACAGACUUUCGCGCUUCCUCGGGGCCAACAUCAAAUUCGACACACAGGAUGUUACCACUGUCCGUGAUGACAAAGACGAACGUCUCCUUCGCUGGACGUUCUGCUCCUUCCGCGCCCAGGCGCAGGUCGCUCGGAAGGCUUUAAGGGCCGAAUGGCCCGGCCUCCAUAUCCGCUGGGGCAUCGACCCUAUGGCUGUGUCAGUGAACAUGGUGCCAACCGCCAUGAGCACGAUGCUCCCCUUGUUCCCGCAGCAAAGGACGCCAGUGGCCGCUAGCGAGGUUAGCCAUACCCCUGCGGACGACCUAAUCAGCUUCGACUCUGAUGUCGAGGAGGAUUCGGACAGCGAGGAGGACAAGUCAGAUAUUUAUGACUUCUGA